GUGGUCAUUAUUAUAACUAACGAAGAGUGAUAGAGGAGGAGUAGGAACGAGGGUGAUGUAAGAUAAGAUGGGAUGCUAUACGUGUGGCCAAGAUGGCCAUUUUGCGAGAGAUUGUCCCCAGAGAUCAGGCGCGGCGGCGGAUCAUAAUAAUAAUAAUAAUAAUAAUAAUAAUAGCGGCUAUAGAUACAAUGGACUAUCCUGGCAACAGAGGAAGGACGUGGAGGAUAUCGGUUGGAUCAGGGAACUGUGCUCAGAGAUUGCUAGGGAGAGGAAGGAGAGAGAAGAACGGCAGAAGGAGGAAGAGCGUCAGAAGAUUGAAGGGGAAAGACGAAGGAGGGAAGAAGAACUACACCAGCAACACAAAUCUGAGAUUGAAAGACAAGGUGAGAUCCGUGAUGCGAGGCUGAUGACAGCAAUGACCGCACAACUCAAGAGCCUGCAUGACAAAUUGGCGGGCCAGAUGGAAGAAGUGCGAUCGAAGAUGCAAGCCCGGGACCAACAGAGGGAGGACGUCGGUAAAUUAAGGAACGAGGUUAUCAACCUCGAAAGGGAACCGGAGAAGGAAAAGGAAGAAUUGAAGAAGAAGCUUACCCAACUACGGAAGCUGAAGGAGGAACGAGAUCAGGCUCGUGCGAGAAAGAAGGUGAUGGAAUUAGAGAUGGAAUGGGAAUUAGAACAAACUCGAAAGGAAAUCGAACUGGAAACCGAUGAAUUUGCGCCGUCAUCGUCGACAAGACCUCCUAGAAAGCGAACGACAGAGACUCCGGCAACGCCUGCACGACCACGACGGGAGAGGAGGCCGAACAUGGGGAUACGAUUCGAAGAACCGGCAACACCAAUCACGCCUAUGAAGACAAGAUCUCAAACGAAGAAGAAUCAGGUUUUUGACAAAGAAUCGCUAAUCACUGGCUGGAGGGAUAUCACCAAGGGCGGUACCAAAACGAGCGUGGUGGAUUUUUGCAUGGCCAUGAGAAGCUACCUUCGGACCCGAUCGAUGGCGGAGCUACAAUGCAUAUGUGACGAAGAACGUACUGAGUACGUGACAUGGGACAAAGCAAUCAAGGGCCUGAUUUCUAACAAGAUGCAGGAGACAAUUCUCCGCACAAAUGCGGAAUCGGAUGGAGUAGCGGAGGAAGAGGGAAGUCCGAUGGGUACUCCAAUAGGAGAUCUGGAUCUAGGAAACAUGUGACAGCCUGACCUCGACCAUACCUGGGCGAUAUGGCACUCGCUGGUCGAAUUUAGGAAGUUGAGUAGGGAGAAAACGAUCUGUGAUCUCAUAGAUGCUGCGAUGAGAUGUGCAAUUGUGAUC
Chara braunii is the source of this 1309-nucleotide messenger RNA. The record is from the annotation of a GenBank genome assembly. NCBI's taxonomy places the organism in Eukaryota, Viridiplantae, Streptophyta, Charophyceae, Charales, Characeae.